Cajanus cajan (pigeon pea) is the source of this 831-nucleotide messenger RNA. Its product is annotated as ethylene-responsive transcription factor 9. Lineage: Eukaryota; Viridiplantae; Streptophyta; Magnoliopsida; Fabales; Fabaceae. Gene Ontology annotation, molecular function: DNA binding; DNA-binding transcription factor activity. Gene Ontology annotation, biological process: regulation of DNA-templated transcription. The record is from RefSeq and is a predicted model, not a curated record.
UCUUUCUUCCACCAUGGUGAAGGACCCAAACGCAAACGCAAAAGCCAAAACCAAGAAACCCCACAAUGGCCACGACCUUCACUACCGCGGCGUCAGAAAGCGGCCCUGGGGCCGUUACGCCGCCGAGAUCAGAGACCCCAACAAGAAAACGCGGGUUUGGUUAGGCACCUUUGACACCGCCGAAGAAGCUGCGCGUGCUUAUGAUGCGGCGGCGCGUCAGUUCCGCGGCCCCAAAGCCAAGACCAACUUCCCCAACACGACAGCAACCAACGAGAACACCACCAACAACAACAGCCCCAGCCAGAGCAGCACCGUGGAGUCCUCCACCCCGGAGCGUGAGCCCACGCGCCGCCCCAACAACCGCUUCCCCUUCCUCCACCAGCUCCUCGUUUCUCCCGUCUCUCCCAUGGGACCGGUUCAGCCGGUGUUUUUCCUGGACCGCCCCGGCUUGUUUCCUGUCCGGUUCGAACCGGUUCCGGUUCAGAGCGACUCCGAUUCGUCCUCUGUGGUGGAUUGUCAACCCAAAAGAGAGCUAAAUCUGGAUCUUAACCUCGCUCCUCCUAUGGAUGUUUAAUUUUUUUUUAUAUUUUUUUUUUAUUUUUCAUAUAGUACCUAGAAAAAAAAAAAAGCAGACAGCGGAAAGGAAAGGACUAAGGACAAUUUUUAUUUUUAUGAUAGAUUAAAAUUAAUCUCCUGUUAAUUACAUCUUUGGGUGUAAAUAAGUUUAGAUCUUUGGAAUUGACAAAGGACAUCACCAGAAAUUGUUUAGAUCUGGUAGUAUAAUUCUAUGUAAGAUGUAAUUCUGGCUAAUGAUAAUUUUUCUUACCAUAA